AGAAAACUGGAAAGAUCCUGACGGAGUUCCUUCGUUACUAUGAGGACCAGUAUGGCGUCGCCCUCUUCAACAGCAUGCGCCACGAGAUCGAGGGCACCGGGGCGCCGCAGGCCCAGCUGCUCUCGCGGAAGGUGCCCCUGGAUGAGCGCAUCAUCUUCUCGGGGAACCUCUUCCAGUACCAAGAAGACAACAAGAAGUGGAGGAACCGCUUCAGCCUCGUGCCCCACAACUACGGGCUGAUCCUCUACGAGAACAAAGUGGCCUAUGAGCGGCAGGUCCCACCCCGGGCUGUCAUCAACAGCGCAGGCUACAAAAUCCUCACCUCUGUGGACCAGUACCUGGAGCUGGUUGGCAACUCCUUACCAGGGAUCACAUCAAAAUCAGGCACUGCCCCCAUCCUUAAGUGCCCCACGCAGUUCCCACUCAUCCUCUGGCAUCCUUCUGCACGUCACUACUACUUCUGCAUGAUGACGGAAGCCGAGCAGGAGAAGUGGCAGGCUGUCAUGCAGGACUGCAUCCGGCACUGCAACAACGGGAUCCCUGAAGACUCCAAGGUGGAGGGCCCCGCGUUCACGGACGCCAUCCGCAUGUACCGCCAGUCGAGGGAACUGUACGGCACCUGGGAGAUGCUGUGUGGGAACGAGGUGCAGAUCCUGAGCAACCUGGUGAUGGAGGAGCUGGGCCCUGAGCUGAAGGCGGAGCUCGCCCCACGGCUGAAGGGGAAACCGCAGGAGCGACAGCGGCAGUGGAUCCAGAUCUCCGACGCCGUGUACCGCAUAGUGUACGAGCAGGCCAAAGCGCACUUUGAGGCGGUGCUGUCCAAGCUGCUGCUGGCCCGGCCGGCCAUGGAGGCGGUCAUCCGCACCGACAUGGACCAGAUCAUCACCUCCAAGGAGCACCUGGCCGGCAAGAUCCGCGCCUUCAUCCUUCCCAAGGCGGAGGUGUGCGUCCGGAACCACGUCCAGCCCUACAUCUCGUCCAUCCUGGAGGCCCUCAUGGUGCCCACCAGCCAGGGCUUCACCGAGGUGCGGGAUGUCUUCUUCAAGGAGGUCACCGACAUGAACCUGAACGUCAUCAAUGAGGGCGGAAUCGACAAACUGGGCGAGUACAUGGAGAAGCUGUCCCAGCUGGCCUACCACCCUCUCAAGAUGCAGAGCUGCUACGAGAAGAUGGAGCCGCUGCGGCUCGACGGGCUGCAGCAGCGUUUCGACGUGUCCAGCACGUCCGUGUUUAAGCAGCGAGCCCAGAUCCACAUGCGUGAGCAAAUGGACAAUGCCGUGUACACCUUCGAGACCCUCCUGCACCAGGAGCUGGGCAAGGGGCCCACCAAGGAGGAGCUGUGCAAGUCCAUCCAGCGGAUCCUGGAGCGCGUGCUGAAGAAAUACGACUAUGACAGCAGCACCGUGCGGAAGCGCUUCUUCCGGGAGGCGCUGCUGCAGAUCACCAUCCCGUUCCUGCUCAAGAAGCUCGCCCCCACCUGCAAGUCGGAGCUGCCCCGGUUCCAGGAGCUGAUCUUCGAGGACUUUGCCAGGUUUAUCCUGGUGGAGAACACGUACGAGGAGGUGGUGCUGCAGACGGUCAUGAAGGACAUCCUGCAGGCCGUGAAGGAGGCAGCCGUGCAGAGGAAGCACAACCUGUACCGGGACAGCGUGGUCCUGCACAACAGCGACCCCAACCUGCAUCUGCUGGCCGAGGGCUCACCCAUCGACUGGGGUGAGGAGUAUGGUGGCAGUGGUGGCGGCAGAGGGGACAGUGGCAGCCCCAGCCCCGGUGCCCAGGAAGCAGCCACCACCUGGGAGAAGCGACGGCGAGCCAAGCAGGUGGUGUCCGUGGUCCACGAUGAGGAGGCAGGGCUGCCCUUCGAGGCUAGCCCUGAGCCACUGUCACCUGCGUCCCUGGACAGUGUCACUGAGGUCCGUGACCUGCUGGCCCAGGAUCUGCGAGCUGAGAGUCCCCCACCGGCCUGCCCCCUGAUCAAUGGGGCCCCCGUGCAGAAUAGCUCCCAGCCCGUGAUCAUCCUGCCAGCUUCGGGCUCACCACCUGCGGGCUCACCACCUGCGGGCUCACCACCUGCAGCCUCCUCGCCACCUGCGACCUCUUCACCACCUGCAUCCUCCUCACCACCUGCCUCGAUUGUCCCCACCCCCACCCCCGUCCCGCAACUCCCAACUGGAAAGGCUGUGGACCUCGAGCCUUCGAAGCCCAAUGACCAGGAGACCGGGGAACAGGAGUCCAGCCCUGGAGGCCGCCCCCCCAUCCACACCACCACCGAGGACAGCGCAGGGGUGCAGACUGAGUUCUAGGCUGUCGCACCUGAGCUGCUGUUGGACAAGGCACACGGGCCCCUCCCUCUGAGGCACUGACAAGCUUGGCUCCGGCCGGAGCAGGGAUCUGUGCCUCGGGGUGGGGCUGGGCCCGGAUGAGCCCACCUGAAGUCACUUUAUUGGGUUCGGUCCUACUUUGUUUUCUCUUCUGGAGGUGAUCUCAGCUUUCCUGCUUGUGCUGGGGGCCGAGCGUAGCUGAGGGAGCUGGGGAGCACCUAGUGGCCCCAGUUCUCUGGGUCCUCCCUUUCUGUCUGUUCUCUGUGACCUGUUCCCCUUGUGGGUCUUGCCAUCCUUGCAAAGAGGGAGGUCAAGGCACCAUCUGCUGUGACUCAGAGCCCGAGUCCCCUCCCCUCACCAAAGGCUCAUUGGAACCAGGAACAUUAAGCGCUGAGGCCCACCUCUGGGCCUCACUCCCCUCCCUGCUCUUCCAGGCCGGGCCCAGAGGCCAGUUCCCGAGUGGACAGUGGCCUCGCUUUCCCCACCCUGGAUGAGGGGAAGCGCAAGGAGGGCGUCUUCAGCCUGGAGGACGCUGGGGGGGGGGUGCUUCAUGAAGGGAGAUGGGGCCACAGGCUGGGGAUGGAAUGAGAAAGGCCCGGAAUGUGCUGGUGCGGGGUAGGAAGUGUCCGAGGGCGGGAGCGAGCCUUGCGAGCAGGCGGCCAGAGGGCAGAGGCUGCUGGAGGCCGCGCGGGCCUUCAGAUCCCCGACUUCCAGCCGCAGCAGGCUCCUCCGGCUUGCUUGCCGGCACCCAGUCUUCAGGAGCCCCUCUGUCCCGCCCCUGUGUCCCCCUGGGUUGGGGCUGAGGGGAGGGCGGCGCUCUGCUCAGAGGCAGGGUUUAGCGGGUGUGGAUUCUGUCCUCCGUGGGCCACCUCCAAGGCACAUGCUGUCCACCGAGGGAGCUGGUAGGGCUCCUGAAGGGCCGUGGCUCCCUGAUGCACGCUGGUGGCCGCUCUGAGGAUUUGGGGUCAGGCUGUGGCUUGGCCCUUGCUGCCUGAGUCACCAAGUCACCUUACCCUGAACAUUCCAGGCCCUUUUUACAAUGUGAGUUGCUUGGGGCCAAAGGCUUGUCCACGGCUUCUUGUUCCUGGGGGUGAGGAUGAAGCCAGGGCCACACCCAGCCUGGCAGUUCCAGACCCUCCAGACUGCUUUGAGGAGAGGUCGGCAGGGCAGAAAAUGACUCGUUCAGGGUCCUCAGGGUGGGGCCCCCGCCCAGCCUUGCACCCUCCCUUGUUCUGCUUCCUGGGGCCCGGGCUGUGGACCCCCAGGACGGGUGGCAGAGGUUGGUGCUCAGGAUCCCUCCACCACCAGCCCUAAUCUCAGAUGCCUCACUAACCUCUCCUACCAACACAUUCCGUCUUAAGAUGUUCUCCUCUAGUGCCUUUUGGUGUUUUCCAGUCUUUCAGACAUUGUAUUGAAAAUAUUAAGUGAACUGUUUAAGCUUCUACUAAUCAAUAAAUGCUUUAUUUAAAGCCA
Miniopterus natalensis is the source of this 3794-nucleotide messenger RNA. NCBI's taxonomy places the organism in Eukaryota, Metazoa, Chordata, Mammalia, Chiroptera, Miniopteridae. The record is from RefSeq and is a predicted model, not a curated record.